Messenger RNA from Arvicanthis niloticus (Nile rat), 1502 nucleotides. The record is from RefSeq and is a predicted model, not a curated record. Lineage: Eukaryota; Metazoa; Chordata; Mammalia; Rodentia; Muridae.
ACCGAGCGGAAGUCGAGCUCUCUCGCCCCGGAAGUGAAACUGUAGUCUGCAGUUGAGGCGUCUGCAAGUCCUGGGAUUGUGGUGGAGAUGCCGGGUGCCGCGGCAAAAGGCUCGGAGUUGUCCGAGAGGAUCGAGGGCUUCGUGGAAACUCUGAAGCGAGGUGGCGGGCAGCGCAGCUCGGAGGACAUGGCUCGGGAGACCCUGGGGCUGCUGCGCCGGCUUAUCACGGACCACCACUGGAACAACGCGGGGGACCUAAUGGAUUUGAUCCGCAGAGAGGGCAGGAGGAUGACGGCCGCGCAGCCCUCCGAGACCACAGUGGGAAACAUGGUGCGGAGAGUCCUCAAGAUCAUACGGGAGGAGUAUGGCAGACUGCACGGGCGCAGUGACGAGAGCGAUCAGCAGGAGUCCCUGCACAAACUCUUGACAUCCGGAGGCCUGAGCGAGGAUUUCAGCUUCCAUUAUGCCCCACUUAAGUCCAACAUCAUCGAGGCGAUUAAUGAGCUGCUAGUGGAACUAGAAGGCACAACAGAGAACAUUGCAGCCCAGGCUCUGGAGCACAUCCACUCCAAUGAGGUGAUCAUGACCAUUGGCUUCUCUAGAACAGUUGAGGCCUUCCUUAAAGAGGCAGCCCGGAAGAGGAAGUUCCAUGUUAUUGUUGCAGAGUGUGCUCCUUUCUGCCAGGGUCAUGAAAUGGCUGUCAAUUUGUCCAAAGAAGGUAUCGAGACGACUGUCAUGGCCGAUGCUGCCAUUUUUGCUGUUAUGUCGAGAGUCAACAAGGUGAUCAUUGGUACGAAGACUAUCCUGGCCAACGGUUCCCUGAGGGCUGUGGCAGGCACUCACACUCUGGCGCUGGCAGCAAAACACCACUCCACGCCUCUCAUCGUGUGCGCGCCCAUGUUCAAGCUCUCUCCACAGUUCCCCAGUGAAGAAGAUUCAUUUCACAAGUUUGUGGCUCCUGAAGAAGUCCUUCCUUUCACAGAAGGAGACAUUCUGGAGAAGGUCAGUGUCCACUGUCCUGUGUUUGACUACGUGCCUCCCGACCUCAUUACCCUCUUCAUCUCCAACAUUGGUGGGAACGCACCAUCCUACAUCUACCGCCUGAUGAGCGAGCUCUACCACCCUGAUGACCAUGUCCUCUGACACGGCCUGUCCUAAGUGUUAGGAGCUUAGACUGGAGCGGAGUGGAAACACAGCAUUGCUGCUACAGUGGGGAGCGGAGGGUCAGCCUGAGCCUUCAGUGUCGCCUGCCUUCCUGCUCAUCCCCAGUGAGGAAUGCAUCCAGGACCGCUCCUGCCUUCCAGGCUUACCUGAGCCAUGGGGCUUGCUUACCUGGGGAUUUUGGAGCACUUUGUGACCUGGCUGUGUUUGAGGAACUUCAACCUUGUGGCUCAGUGGUGUGUUAGACAUACCAUGACUACUUUUGCUGGGUUGGUGUUUGCUCAGAAAUGCCUUCCAGACCGUUUCCUAGGCUGUGCCAAUAAAAACUACUGGAAACUCCC